UUAAUGUUCAAAUGUUGUUUUUUUAUUCUGUCAUCAUUCAUUUAUUAAAGUCUGUGUGAUCGGGGCCGAAUUUUUGAUACGCGUGCAUCACUGCGUUUAAUGUGUUAAUGCAGUUUAUUUUACAAUAGCUGACAACAACAUGAAUAUAAUUAUAUCUUUGUGAAUAUAUCGUCUUUAAUAUCGUGGGGUACUCUGGUGUUUUCAGAAUAUGAAACUCUAUUUGUACACAAUUAUUAUCACCAGAACACUUAUUGUGUGUAGCGUCUACAGUUUGUAUUUACACAUGAUGUGUAUUUUGUUUAAUAUGAUAUGUUACAGACUGUAGACUUUUUAUCCCUCUGUAUAGUGUUGUGGAGCACAAAUACUGUUGUGUUUAUAGUCUGAAAACAAAGUGAAAUGUGCUCAUAUAUUACCAUUUUGAGCUAUGACUGAUCGUUUUACAUCUGAGCCAAACACAUACAAACAUGAGAAGAAAUAAACUGCCUUUAAUGUUAUUUUGAGGUAUUAAACAUGGAAACAGACCUUUGAUGAUUGUGUAGUAUUGUGUUGAAAUAUUCCUGCUGUUCAUAGAUCUGUUGUGUCAGAUGUGGAGAUUAUGGUUCUCAACCUUUGUGAAGCACAUUUCCAGACCACAAUACAAUGCAACAAGCUGUGUGCCGACGGUUACGAUGUCACCAAUCUUUUGUCCGAAGACCCUCUGACACGCCGCAGAGGUCUCAGACUGGAAUAUUUCCUGCUGCCUCCGCUGCACGUCACCCUGGCCUUCCGGGUCAAGAUGGAGCUGUGUCGGGUGGAUGUGGAGUUGUGGCCCUGGCGUUCGGAUCAGGGGAAAAAGUCCCGCAGACUGGAGAUCUUCAGCUCUCCGGAUGGAGACGGCGGACAGUUCAAGCUCGUGUCUCGGUGUGAUUUGCAGGACGAAGUUCAGGUGCGUUUCCAUCACCCAAACUUUAAACCUCGAGCCCCGUUCCUCGAUCCUCCACCGCAGGGCCCGGCGCAGAUCAGACGUGUGGAUCUCUGGAGCCGCGGGCCGCAGUCUCUGGACUCUGUGGCUCAGCUCCGGGUCAGUAUUCCAUACAGCGGAGCUGCCACCGCGCUGGGAAUCAAGUCUCUGGCUGUUUGGGCCGUGCCGGCUCGCUGCUGUUCGUCUUCUGAAGUGGAGAAGUUUCACGAGGGGCACCUGAAGAGUCUGCGGAUCAACCCUCCGUCAGCUGUUCCCACCUCAGAACCUCUGGAGCCGGACGAUGUCCCACCUGAUAUUCCAGAAGAGUUCCUGGACCCGCUGACACAAGAACUCCUGGUGUUUCCCAUGAUCUUACCCAGUGGAAUGGUGAUAGAUAACAGCACUUUAGAGGAAUACCAGAAGAGAGAAGCUACAUGGGGCCGUCUGCCCAACGACCCGUUCACCGGUGUUCCUUUCGCACAAAACUCCAAACCUCUGCCCAACCCUCUGCUCAAAAGCCGCAUUGAUCGUCUGGUGCUGCAGACGGGAUGCACAAGAGUCCAGAACAAACUCACGAACAAACCGCAAGCCUCCAGACUCAUCGUAUCGACCGAAACCUGCACAAACUCUAACAGCGGUGACGAUGAUCCAGAACCUACAGCGUCACAGUCAAGAUCUCUAGAUGACGCUAGACGCGAUGAGCCUGUGGCCUGUACAAGAGAGUCAGCCCUCACGAGCAGAAAAACUCUUAAAAGAAAGUAUGAGUGUAGUUUUCCUUCCAGCGCGGUUGUUUGUGAUGCUGUAACACAUGAGACGGUCGCUCACACCACCACAGAAUCUCACGAGCAGCGUUUGGCACACAGUUUAGAUGAAGCUCUCAAUCAAGCCCUUCAUGGAUUACCCACAUUCACCUCACAGAGUAAAUCAGCCUCCAGCCGUGACGCUUCAGAUGGUCAGCACAAAUGUUUGUUUUGUUCGUGUUUGAUGAGUGUUUAUUCUUGGAGCGUGUUGUCGUACUCUCUGCCCUGUGGACAUCUCAUGUGUGGAGCGUGUUUACAGAGCAAACGCCCUUCAGACUCUCAGAGGUUAAAGAUCGAAUGCCCCGCGUGCGGCACGUUUGCUUCCAGCGGUGACAUCACACGGGUGCAUCAUUAAACCACGCUUAUGUCUUUGUUUUUUUUUAUAAAAUAAAGAAAUGAACAUGUAUUUUACUGUGUCAAGUUCAGUACAGUAUCUGUAAGUUUUAUAAAAACAAUGUGAAGUUUAUUUCUGUUGUGCUUUUCACAAUUUUGUGUUUUUGCAAAGCAGCUGAACAGAAAACACUAUAAAAAUAAAAAUAUGAUAUUUAAGCAAA
Molecule: messenger RNA, 2294 nt
Organism: Triplophysa dalaica
Lineage: Eukaryota; Metazoa; Chordata; Actinopteri; Cypriniformes; Nemacheilidae
Gene: ubox5
Product: U-box domain containing 5
Exons: 4
Coding region: 596-2095 (499 amino acids)
Biological process (GO): protein polyubiquitination
Cellular component (GO): nucleus
Molecular function (GO): ubiquitin protein ligase binding; ubiquitin-ubiquitin ligase activity
Source: RefSeq, a predicted model, not a curated record